Babesia ovata is the source of this 543-nucleotide messenger RNA. RefSeq lists its product as uncharacterized. Bases 1 to 543 code for a protein of 180 amino acids. Lineage: Eukaryota; Apicomplexa; Aconoidasida; Piroplasmida; Babesiidae. The transcript has a single exon. The record is from RefSeq and is a predicted model, not a curated record.
AUGCGUGACCGUGUAGAGCGCCAGCUGGUUCUUUGUGAGCGUCUGCGAGGCCGAUAUGACGUUGUUCUUGAGCCUCCGCUCGAACUCCGCACCCAGGCUCGCAACCAUGGGAGGAAUGGGUGCGAGUGUUCCCGACGCGAUGACUAUGCUCCGCGCGUUGAGGGCCAAUUCGUUGAACAUCACCGCCGGGUUCAUCAGCCAAAUCCCCAGGCUAUACGCGUUAUCACCGUUGGCGACUAUCUGGACAUUGUAGCACUCGGGCAUGUGGCAGAGCAUUACCAUGAUGGCAAGCAAGUACUCCAGCUGGAAAAUAUAGUCCUCCACCAACCUGACCCCGCUGAGGCUGAGUGUCCUGGUUUGCGACUUGAUCUGCAUCAUGCUGCAAUAUACGAUGUACACUUUGGCAAUGUCAAGGUUGAAUGCCUGUAUAAACUCCGCCGACCCUCCCAAGGGGUUGUGGGCCUGGUCGUACCUAUCCCAGCUGUGAAUCACUCUUUCAUAAGAAUCGCCCUUCCUACGACCAGAAUUGCCGUCGGAUUUUGA